UGAGUGUCUUGGCACUUGUGCGACUCAGAAAGGAAAUCCUUAAAGCGCCAGAAGGCUACUGGACGCCAUUCCCGACAGUCAGUGUAUCUUCUCACAGCAGCUGGGCAGAACCAUGGCAACAACUCCUGAUGCUGCUUUUGAAGCCCUCAUGAAUGGAGUGACCAGUUGGGAUCUCCCUAAAGAAUGCACUCCCUGUGAACUCCUUCUUAUUGGGGAGGCUGCCUUCCCAGUGAUGGUGAAUGACAAGGGUCAGGUGCUCAUUGCUGCCUCUUUCUAUGGCCAAGGCCGCCUGGUGGUCGUAUCCCAUGAGGGCUACCUGAUGCAUGCUGGCUUGGUUCCAUUUCUCCUCAAUGCAGUGAGCUGGCUCUGCCCCUGCCCAGGGGCUCCCAUUGCAGUACAUUCUUCCUUAGCACCAUUAGUUAACAUCCUAGGUGACUCUGGGAUAAAUGCAUUGGUUCAGCCUGAGCCUGGAGAAGCUCUGGGAGUUUAUUGCAUUGAUGCCUACAACGACACCUUGACUGAGAAGCUGAUCCAGUUUGUGAAGCGUGGUGGGGGCUUGCUCAUUGGAGGCCAGGCCUGGUAUUGGGCCAGUCAACAUGGCCGUGACAAGGUGCUGUUCAGUUUCCCUGGGAACCAGGUGACAAGUGUGGCUGGAGUGUACUUCACAGAUGUCUAUGGGGAUAUAAACCGCUUCAAGGUCUCUAAGAAGGUACCCAAGAUCCCACUCCAUAUCAGGUAA
Messenger RNA from Grammomys surdaster, 739 nucleotides. Its product is annotated as TRPM8 channel-associated factor 2. The transcript has 2 exons. The record is from RefSeq and is a predicted model, not a curated record. The coding region runs from base 113 to 739 and encodes 208 amino acids. Gene Ontology annotation, biological process: negative regulation of anion channel activity. Lineage: Eukaryota; Metazoa; Chordata; Mammalia; Rodentia; Muridae.